Molecule: messenger RNA, 1335 nt
Organism: Mesorhabditis spiculigera
Lineage: Eukaryota; Metazoa; Nematoda; Chromadorea; Rhabditida; Rhabditidae
Source: the annotation of a GenBank genome assembly
AUGGUGUCCACGUUUUUCCAGGAUUUCUCCUUUCUCGUCACCACAGGCUUUCCCUUCUUCGUCGGCCUCUUUCUCACCCUUCAAUGCGGCAAGAAGCGUCAUGUCGAGCCGGGCGGAAGCUAUCGUGAUGAUGGUGUCUAUGUCAGCCAAAAGUCGACAAAAUCUGUCAAGUCGACCAAGUCGGCCAAGUCGGGCAAGCUAGCCAAGCCGACAAAGUCGCCGACCGCUGAGCGGAUUCGGAAAGAUAUGUCGAAUCGCGGUUCGGUGCGGAAACGCGAGAAACCGCCGCCACCUCCAGCCGAUGCUGAUCCAUCAUCUUCGAGGAGGAAUCGCGUUCGUCGAGAUGCCGAUCCUACUCAAGAUAGCGCCCGUUCCGAGAAGAAAAAAGGCGGCAUCAGCCAACGCCUCGCUGAGCAGAAGAUUGUGAAAUCCGUCAAGUCGGUGAAGUCGCAAAAGUCGGACAAGUCGAACAAGAGCCAAAAGUCGACCCGUAGCGACAAAUCGGGCAGCUCGAAGAAAAACAAGUCGGCAAAGGGCAAGAAGGUGGACACGUCCAAUCGAUCGGCUAAAGGACCGGUGAAGAGUGAGAGCGGCAAGAGCAGCCGAAAAGCCAAGAAAAGCCAGAAGAGCCAGAAGAAGCCGGAGGGGUCGAGUCGUCGCAAAAUAUUCAGCCUGAAAAAGCCGCCACCUGCCGUACCCCUCGUCCCCGCCGAGCACACCGACCAAACACAAUCACCAAUCACUGAACAAACACAACAAGACGACCAACAGCCGGAGAUGAACAUCAACUUCGACAAGCCACAAAAGCCACUCGGCCUCGCUUCACUUUUGCGGGCUUAUCGAAGCGAAAAGGAAGCCGGAUUUGGAGUUGAGCCCACCCAGAAAGAAGCGCCCGUUCGAGCUGCACAACUUGGAGCAGUUCAGCAAGCUCAGGCUCAACGCGUUCAAGCUGCUCCUGAAGAUCUUCCGCAAGCUCGAGUUGAAGCUCCUCUACGUGCUCCCCAAGCCCUAUCGAUGCUUAAGCCGUCUGAAACCAAACCCAAAGCUCAGAAAAUCACCCCCAAAAAGCAAGCACUAGAAGCGAAGGAGAAGCCGAAAAGGAAAGGCUUUUUUGGAGGGAUAUUUGGAGGGAAAAAGGAGAAAAAAAAGGAGAAGACACCGAAGAAGAAGAAGACCAGCGACAGCAAGGAGGCAUCCAAGGAAAAGCCCGCCUCCAAGAAGCAGAAAAAAGCCAAAGCCCCAAAACCCACCAAAACGGAGCAAAACCCGAAAAACCGGAAGUCGGAUGAAGUCGUCAAGUCGUCGUCCGGCAAGAGGAUGGCUGCCGUUGUCGCC